AGGAGCCACACGAUUCGAUUCUGCCAAUAACGUCUCCCAAGUCUCGCCAUUUAUUUAUCAUGUCAAUUCACUACACAAAAAUCUCAAACAACAUCUACUCCCUUUUCCAGAAUUUUACCACUCCAGUCCCGAGAGAGAAACAAGCUUUUCUAGUGUUUAGGAUGAUUCGUUAUCAAACAAUGAUUUGAUUCAAUCGCAACUGAAAUUUGAAAGUCAUCAACUUUGGUGGGUUGUUUUGAUUUAGCAGAGUCUCGUUCGAAAUCAAUUGGUUGCCUGUGAUAUUAUUAGUACACUCUGUUUUGGUUGGUGGUGGGCUUCUUCAUUCAACUUUUAAGGAUUUUGUUUCCAUUUCUGUGGGUUUUGAGCAGAGAAGAUUAAAUGACAAUGUUGCCUGUUUGCUCAGCCACCACCAUCUCUUCUCAUUCCCAGCUUGCUUUACAUGGAAGGUUUCCAUUCUUUGCUGCUUAUCGGAAGGCAUUCGAGGUUAAAUGCAUUGUGGAAGACAGAGUUGUUUCGUGCUUAUCAAAUGGAAUUCAUCUUCAAGGAAUUUCCUUCAAAUCAAAAGUUGCUACAUCUUUCUGCUCUAAUAUUACUGAAACCGCUGAACAAUCUGCUUCCAUGGACUUCAUUAACAUGUCUUCCUACCAAAAUGUAUUAGAUGCCAGUAAGUGUGAAUUUUCCACUAACCGGAGUUACUCAAUUGGUGCAAUAAAUGAACCACACCCUGUAGAGAUAGGAGAUCUGAAAUUCGUAGAAAGUUCUAGUGUAACCAUCAGAGAAGAGGAACUCGUGGACUUUACAGAACGUCUGGUGGAGAAUACUAAUAUUGUACCAAAGCCUGCUGAUCCUCAAACCAUAACAACUAUUGAUGUUAUUCAAGAAGAUCCCACCUCGGUAUCCAAGUCCUUGAACAUGGAUAAUGAUUCAUUAUCCAGUGUAAAAACAAAUGUUGAAGAUAUUUUUGCUGGGGUCAAUGAAACUAUUAGAGAUUCGGCCAAUAAGGGAGAAAAUGCUCUGAAAAAAUCACUUGAUGCAAUUACUACCUCAAUGAUAUCUGCUCUUAAUGGUGUUAAUGAAUCAGUUGAUAAUGCAGUCAGUAAAGGGAUCUCAGCUGUUGAUGAAAUGGGAAAAUUAGCCGGUAAUAGAUUGACAAGCUUCUCCAAUGACUUGAAGGAAGCCUUAAGCAAAGCAGGUAUUAUUGCUGUUGAUGUGCUGAGACAUACAGUUGUUGCAGUUGAGGAUUCUCUAACACAGGGGGGAAACUUUGUUGUUUAUGGGUAUGGGUCCACAAAGGAAUUGCUUCCUUCAGAGAUCCAGAAUUUGCUAAAUUUGUCUGAAGACAGGGCAAUAAAAAUCUUGAAGCCAUUUGGUACAGCAGUUCAACAGGUUUACAUUGCUUUAGAUUGGUUGGAGAGAAGUCUUGGCUUGGAUCCCAAUGAUCCAGUUGUCCCAUUCGUUCUUUUCCUUGGAACAUCGGUCACUUUAUGGGGUUGUUAUUGGGUAUUGACAUAUGGUGGAUACGCUGGAGAUUUAUCUCCAAAGUCGACUUUGGAGCUCUUGACAAGGAAGGAAAAUGUUGUACUCAUUGAUGUCCGGCCUGAGGUUCUCAGGGAAAGAGAUGGCAUUCCUGAUCUUCGACGCGCGGCUCGGUUUCGAUAUGCCAAUGUAACACUACCUGAGGUUGAUGUCUCGGUACAGAAGUUAUUGAAGAGUGGAAGAGACCUUGAGGACACCUUGAUUGCUGCUGUCACCCGGAACUUGAAAAUUGUUCAAGACAGGUCCAAGGUCAUUGUUAUGGAUGCUGAUGGUACUCGCUCCAAGCGCAUUGCAAGAUCACUGAGGAAACUUGGGUUAAAGAGACCAUACCUGGUCCAAGGUGGCUUUCAGUCUUGGGCAAAAGAGGGUCUCCGUAUUAAGGAGCUAAAACCAGAGACAACACUUACCAUAUUCAAUGAGGAAGCUGAGGCAAUCCUAGAGGAUAUCAGCCCUACUCCAUUACAAGUUCUUGGUUAUGGAAUGGGUUUUACUGCAGCAGCUUAUGCAUUACUAGGACCUUCUUACGGGAAUGAAGAUUGGUCUUGGUAGAGAAAGAGGUGGUCUGUACUACUUGGAUAUGAAUUUGGCUUCGAAUGGAAAAACAAAUCAAAUAGUUGGCAAGUCAACAUCAGAAGAGCAGAUUUGGCUAUGGCACAAAAGAUUAGGACACCUCUCAUUUAGCUAUUUGCAUAAAUUGUUUCCAUCUUUAUUCUCCAGAAUUGAUGUUUCUAAUUUUCAUUGUGAUAGUUGUGUGUUAGCCAAAUACCAUCGCACUUCUUUUCCUUCAAGUUUUAAUAAAAAUUUUGUGCCUUUCUCAAUUAUUCAUAGUGAUGUGUGGGGGCCAUCUCGUGUUCCUAAUCAUUUAGGUUCUAAAUGGUUUGUUUCCUUAGAUUACACUCGUGUUUCAUGAAUCUAUUUGUUAAAAGAAAAAAGUGAUGUUUUUGCCACCUUCCAAUCCUUUCACCCAAUGGUUUUGACCCAGUUUAACACGAGAGUACAGGUUAUACGAUCAGAUAAUGGAGGGGAGUAUUUUAAGAGAGGGCUUAGUGUCCAUUUUCAGGCUCAUGGCAUCAUUCAUCAAACUUCGUGUGUUGAUAUACCUUAGCAGAAUGGAGUAGCAAAGCGUAAGAAUCGCCAUCUCUUAGAGGUUGCUAGGUCAUUACUCUUUGCUAUGAACGUUCCUAAAACUUUCUAGGGAGAUGCUGUCCUUAUUGCAACAUAUCUCAUUAAUAGAAUGCCUUCAAAAAUUCUUCAGUUUCAAACUCCUCUUCAGACAUUAUCCAAAACACACGCUAUUCCAACUCUUCUUCACAUUCCACCUAAAAUGUUUGGUUAUGUUUGUUAUACUCGUAUCCACAAACAACAGUGGAGUAAGCUGGAUCCGAGAGCACUCAAGUGUAUUUUCUUGGGGUAUUUUGCCACAGAAAAGGGAUACAAAUGCUAUCACCCUCCUUCAUAUAAGAUAAUUGUUUCCAUGGACGUUACUUUUGUUGAAAAUCAGGCUUACUAUUCAGGGGGAGAUUCAAAUGCUUCUCUUCAGGGGGGAGAAUUUGGUAAAUGAAGAGAAGUUUUGGGAGGUGUUGCCAUUACCAUUAACAAGUGUAUCAUCAUCUAUUGAAACUUCUGCAUCGACUUCAAAGGAAUCUCUUGAAAAUUCUACACCGACUCCAAAGAAAUUCCUUGAGCCACACAGAUUUGUAUACUCAAGAAGGGAGAAGACACAGACAAAUCAACCACCUCUUAAUCAACCCAAUGACCAAUUAAGUGCUCCUGUGACUGGUAAUCCUGAGGUAGUUCCUUCCUCUAAACUCUUUAUUGAUACUUCUACUAAUGAGUCAGCUCAUUUACCUAUUGAUCAACUUGAUCAACCACAUGAUGCUACUGAAUUAGUUAUUGAGAAUCAGGCACGUUAUCCCACUCGAGAAAGAAAACCUCCCUCUCGUUUUAGUCUUUCAGUUGUAAAAUAUCCCAUCUCUUAUUAUGUAUCUUCACAUCAUUUAUCUUCAUCUUAUAAAAUAUUUGCAAACCAGUUAUCAUCCGUGUCAGUCCCUAAUAAGUUACAGGAAGCUCUUUACAACCCCAAGUGGAAAGCUACCAUGAUUGAAGAAAUGGAAGCUUUACAGAAAAAUUCUACAUAGGAACUUGUUGAGCUACCAAAGGGAAAGAAGAUAGUUGGUUGCAAAUGGGUAUUCACAGUGAAGCAUAAGGUAGAUGGUUCAUUGGAGAGGUUCAAAGCAAGAUUGGUAGGUAAAGGUUAUACCCAAACCUAUGGGAUAGACUAUCAAGAAACAUUUGCACCGGUGGCGAAGAUAAAUACAAUAAGGGUCCUCUUAUCCUUGGCUGCAAAUUUAGAGUGGCCUCUUCAGCUGUUUGAUGUGAAGAAUGCAUUUCUUCACGGCGAUUUAGAGGAAGAACUAUAUAUGGACUUUCCUCCAGGUUUUGUUAAUUCCUCUAAAAGAGGUAAGGUAUGUAGAUUAAGGAAAUCCUUGUAUGGACUCAAGCAGUCACCUAGAGCUUGGUUUAGCAAGUUUACUCUGGCCAUGAAGAAAUAUGGAUACCACCAGAGCCAGUCGGAUCACACUCUCUUUCUUAAACAUUCACUUGGAUGUAAGAUUACUGCCUUAAUCGUGUACGUGGAUGAUAUUGUGGUGACUGGUAGUGAUGGUGAGGAGAUGGGUAAGCUGAAAGCAUAUCUGGCAAAAGAAUUUGAGAUCAAAGACCUUGGGUCUUUACGAUAAUUUUUGGGUAUUGAAGUUGCUAGGUCAAAGAAGGGGAUCUCUGUUUCCCAACGAAAAUAUGUCUUAGACUUAUUGGCUGAGACUGGAAUGUUGGCUUUCAAACCUGUUGAUACUCCAAUUGAACAAAAUCACAGGUUAGGUGAAUACACAAAUGAUACACCUAUAGACAGAGAGAGAUACUAAAGGUUGGUUGGGAAGCUAAUAUAUUUGGCACAUACUCGCCCUGACAUAGCCUAUGCGGUGAGUGUAGUAAGUUAGUUCAUGCAUGCUCCUUACGAAACACACAUGUUGGCUGUACACAGGAUUCUCAGGUAUUUAAAAUCAGCUCCUGGGAAAGGUCUGCUAUUCUCCAACCAUGGUCAUCUCGAAGUGGAAGGAUAUACAGAUGUUGAUUGGGCAGGAUGUGUAAUAGAAAGAAGAUCAACUUCAGGAUACUGCACCUUUGUGGGAGGGAAUCUAGUCACGUGGCGUAGUAAGAAACAAUCUGUUGUGGCCAGAUCCAGUGCUGAAGUAGAAUUUAGAGUCGUGGCUGAUGGUAUAUGUGAGAUGUUGUGACUGAAGGCUUUGUUAAAGGAGCUGGGCUUUAAUUCUACGGAUCCAAUGAAGCUUUUCUGUGAUAACAAAGCUGCCAUUAGCAUUGCUCACAAUCCAGUUCAACAUGAUCGUACUAAACACGUUGAAGUGGAUAGACACUUUAUCAAGGAGAAGUUGAUAGGUGGAUUAAUUUGCACUCCGUUUGUGAAGACAAAACAUUAGCUUACAGAUUUUUUGACAAAGGGAGUGUCAAGUACGACUUUCAAUUAGGCACUUGACAAGCUAGGCAUUCGUGACAAUGCUCCAGCUUGAGGGGGAGUGUUGGAAGAUAUAUAUAUUAUUUCCCUUUAUUUUAGGGAUUUAAUUGAUUUCUCAUUAUGGUAAAUUAGAACAAGAUUGUAGGACAGAUUAAUUUGCAGUAAAUUAGGAUAGACUGAUUGCUUUAAAUUAGGAACAAAUUUGUAGGAAUAUUUUUUAUUCUUUUCCUUGUAUAGCUUUCCCUCUUUCCUAUAUACACUUGUACAAGAUGUUAAUGUUAAUAUAUGAGGCAGGAUAUUUUACAGAGAGAAUUUCUACAAGAAGCUCCCAAUCUGAGAGUCCACUUUAGAAACCCAUCUACUAUCCCACAUAACAAGGAUGCCUCCCGAGGAGCCUAUAGCAUCCAAAGCCAACCACUCCACACAUCUUCCACUUCAAAUACUUCUAACAAUCAAAUCCGACAUCGCGGCGAUCUUGGUUUCUUGCAAACACACCACAUGACAACCCCACUUCUAGACAGUUGACUUCACCACUUCCUUUUAUCCGGGUCAUUGAGACCCCGAACAUUCUAUGAUAACAAUCGUAGCUUCAUAGGGAAACAAUUGAGUUUUCCUUCCCUCUUCUCUUCCCUCCACCCCUCUCCCUUGACCCCCUAUUCCUCCUUUCAUAAGUAACAUAAGAAAUGGGAGUCUGCUCCUCCCUCACACCUUUCUCUGAAGGAAAUCCUCCCCUACUUCCCACAUCAUCGUUGUGCUGAAAAUUGAGAAUAUCAUGAAACAAACCCAUCGCCUCACCCAUUUUACCUUCAAAAGUCACUCCCAAUAGAGCACCCAUCUCCACCUCCACACCCUUAUCCCUCACCCACGCCUCCUCCAUGCCUUCAGCUCCUUUACCAGCAACACCUCCCACACACUCCCCCUUCGGUCCCACAAUAGUUAACGGAUUAAACAGACCUUCAGCCGGCUCAAUUUCUUCCCAUAGAACAAUUCCCAUCUCCCCAUCAAUAAAAGAGCCCAACAGCCUAGCCCAGUCAUCGAGAACAAAAGAAGAAAGAGAACUGCCAGCCAUUGGAGUCCCAAACUCCUCAUCCGACGCAUCACCCUUGAGCACCCGACUAUCAAUUGAAGGGAGAUAAAGCCCUUUCAAGGCCAAGUGUAGUCAAAGUUCAUUGAUCAAAACAACUACAACAUCAUUUUUAAGAUUGAUAUGAAAAUCUCGCCCCACACAGAGAGUGACACCCUCACAAUUCUCAUUAAGAGGGAGAAUUUGAGAGGACCCCAAGCUGUUACAAGGACGUCCCGCAUGAAACUUAUCCACACUCUCCUCAUCAACACCUAGCUUCGUAUCAACCUCAAAAACUGGUGACAAUUUUCUGGACACAGAAGUCAAGACUCCCUUCUCCACCCCCGAAAACCGCCUCAACACCCCACAAGAAGGAGUUGAAGAAGAGGAAGGAUCAGAAAGAGAAUGUCCAGUCAUAGAAUUGGACUUACCCGGAUCGCAAUCGGGCUGUUUACACAAUACCCAUUUCUGCUUAUCCUUACGAGUCCACCUUCUUCUAACUCCUGGUAGUUGAAUCUUCUUGGUUCUCAGUUGGUGCCCCUGCGAAUGAACUUUUGCAUGCUGAAUAGCUCUAUGAUCAGAACUGGGCAAAAGAGGAGAAUGGGGCAGAUCAAGAUGUUUGCCUAAUGGCCCAAAACGGUUACACAAAGCAGGCCCAGAGAAACCAGAGCCCAAAGAGUGAUCUAAAGGCUUAAUAAUAUGCAAAUUGUCCGCAUUGGGCUCACUUGAACAAGAGAGAGUGGGACGGGCUUGGCAGUUUAGCCCACAAGACAAUGGGACAACAGACACAGAUCUCAGCCCAGCUCGUGCCCUGAACAUGAAACAUUAGAUGUGUGACUUGUCUCGAUCGGCCCACAAGAUAAUAGGUUGAACAUGCUCUUAGCUACAGGCUAGAAGCUGGCCCCAACUCAUACCCCAAACCACAGCCCAACUUUGAAGUCUGGGGACCAGCACGUGCCGAAUGGUUUGAAAAAACAUGGGUGGCAGCUGUAUCCUAUCUUGAACGGGAAGUAAAUCUGUGCCAGCCACGUGUGUGGUUGCCCCUUCUCCCCCACUCACGCGCUGAUGGCGCGUGGAAAACGCCAUUGCGUCUUCUCCGAUCCCAACACAGCUCUGACGGAUGAGAUCCAAGACCUUUGAGACCUCCACUCUGUUUCUCUGGAAGACCUGUGUGCCGGCCAAGAUCCGACGAAGACGCGACACCCAUUCUUUUAUGAGUGAACAAACGUUUGAGGCAUGCAGUGUUUUGGAUCCACAACAAAUCCCUCAUUUCUUUCCAUUUAUGAAAAUCAAUCACCCCCUUGGGACCCUUAUGCUAUGUUUGGCAGGAAGGAAGGAAGAGGUAUGGAGAGAGAAUAGGAAGGAAGGAACGAACUUCCUUUGUUCGGUAGAGAUGAUACAAGGAAAGAAAGGAAAAUAGGAAGGAUGGCCCAUCAUUCCUUCUUUACAAAUUUUCAUCCGCCCAAAAAUGGACGGAAGAACGAAGGGAAGACAAGUGGACUGUUAUAGAAGUUUUAAAUUAAACACUAUCCAAAAUUAUACAAGUUUUAAAUUACAGUACUAUCCUCUAUAAAUUACAAUAUUAUAAAUAUUAUUGGAUAUAAUAGUAAAAACAAUUAAAACUUUCACUUCCUUCCCUCUUAACGAACAUAGGAAAUUAUAAUCUUAUUUUCUUCUCUUCUAUCCAAUCGAACAAAAGAAGGAAAUACAUAAUCUCUUCCAUAGGGAUGUCUCAUCCUUCCCUUCUCUUCUUUUUAUCCAAUUUUUUUCUUUCCUUCCGAACAAAGCAUUAGAGAGCAUAUUCAGCCAUUUAUCCUCCCUUAGCAAGUGAGAUCCAUCUCCUCCUUCUAGACUGUAGGUCGUUGGAACAAGCUCGGGAUGGGUCUCUUCCCACGCAGCUACUUUAUAGCAAAAUUGGUCGUUAUGUAUGAAAUUCACCGGCGGACAAGCGCGGCCAUCCGAAACAGUGAUGCGAACCCUCUCUGCAUCAAUGGAUUCAUCUGCGUACACCCAAAUAAAACCACCACAGAGAUCCCGACCGUCACAAAGAGGGCAUGGCACCAGAGGUGAAGAGGAAGACCGUACAACAUUACUCUCUUCAGCCCUUGCUCUUUCAAAACCUCAGAGUAGUCCACCCUAAAACUCCAUGAAUCAAUUCGUAGCGUGGCCUUCCCCCAGUCGUGGCAUCCCUCUUUAAGAACCCGUGCUGCCUCCGCCGGAGAGGGGAGGCAAAAGAGAAGCAGCUAAUCCGUUAAUGGCGACACCACCACGGCAGGUGAAACCUUCCAUACACGAGACGCCCAAGCUGCGAUUUGUGCCCGAUCUCCAACUUCCUUAUCAAAUUUGCCCACCAGGCAAGAUCGAAGGUCCUCCUUCCUCCUUCCAACCGAAUCAUCGUCCACAAAAAUCGAAGGGCCUCUGUAAGUGUUUGCAGAGUUAACAGUCCCACCCUGAAAAACACGCGGUAACCGAGCCACAUCCAAGAAAGAUCGCAUAAUAGAGGCACACACAGAAAGCUUUCUCAAAGGAAAUUCAGUAAAUUUCAAGUAUUUCUUAAAUAUUAUUAAUUGAUUUAUGAAAUAACAUAAUCAUCACGGCGACCCAACCUCACUCUCUUUUCCCUCCUCUCUUCAGCAGAGGAGUAGACUUGGCAGGAAUCAUGUUGAGAAGAACAAAUUGAUUCUUGUUAGAAUGCUGGGUCAUAUAGGUAGGUGGUUCAUGGGGUUUGGAGAUCUACCACUGGGGAAGGAGUGGAACUUAGAUCAAAUAAGUUUUGGUAUCUGGUAACUGGUAUCUGAAAGGUCAGCAAUCAUUUUAACUAGGGCAAAGGGGCUUUUCUUUUUUUGGGGCAUUUGGGUUUAUGGCCACCUUAAAAUGAAGGUUUGGUGGCUUAUUCACUUAGUUGAGAGUUUCUAGCUGGAAGAAGCGGUUUUGUGGCCUAGGUUUGUAUAAUAAUUCCUAGGAACAAAGAAUUUGUUAGGAAGAUUGAUUGUGGACAUCUCAUAGAGAAAGUUCUUUUUGGCAUUGGUGAUCAAUAGUACGAGGUACAAAAUUAAGGAAAAAUUGUGAGAUUUUGGGUUUGUAUGUGGGGAAACCUCAGUGUUGUUGGUGUUCGGUACUUGAGGGCUUUUUAAGUUAAUUGACCAUAUUGUCAUUAUUAGUGGACCUAGAAUCUGAUUCUAGCAGGACUUAUGAUUGGAGAGCACCCCUUUAAAUCAUUCUUCCAUGUUUUAAUUGUCCAAGUUUAAGGAAGCGCCAAUUUUUAUAUUGUUGUUUCUUGCAAUGGCAGUUUGAGUUGGAACUUUUAUUUAUACAGAAAUUUGAAUCACUGGAAACAUUUUAACUUUUGUACCUUCUUUUCAGUCUUGAAAACAUCUCUCUUCUCUUCUCUUCUGCUUUUAAUGGAAGAUGUCGGUGUAUUUUGCAUCAGUUACUGGUGAAACCACUGCUCUUUUGUAUUCAAUUAACUUGAUAUAGAAAAUAAAAUGCCUCUAAAUGUCAUGGCUUUGCCUGAAUGGGACCAUGGAUAUUGGUGUAGUCCAAGACGGGAAGAGGAUGUAGUUCCUGACGCUUGUCUGGUAGAGCUACUCAGUUCCGGCAUGUAAUUGAAUAGCCAUACGGGUAGUCAAUGCUACUAAAAAUUUAUCGAGGGACAAUCCUGGGUAAUGAUCUCAUGGUCAUCAAUAGAUCAAGGCAAGCUAUUGAGGGACAUCAAAUAACCCUAUGAUCGAUAUUGCAAACUGACUCUAGAGACAAUUGAAAACUGACCUCCCUUACAGAGUUAAAGAUUCUGAAGUGCGGGUGCUUCUGUAAGGGAUGCAUGUCCAUAUUGUAUCCAUAUUGAAUAUUGAAUCUCUUUAGAUACCUGUGGAUAUGUGUCAGAUGCUUCCUAAACAUAUCCAUAAUUUGAUUUUUUUUUUUU
Messenger RNA from Cornus florida, 10050 nucleotides. RefSeq names its product calcium sensing receptor, chloroplastic. The transcript has 11 exons. The record is from RefSeq and is a predicted model, not a curated record. Gene Ontology annotation, biological process: de-etiolation; regulation of stomatal closure; cellular response to calcium ion. NCBI's taxonomy places the organism in Eukaryota, Viridiplantae, Streptophyta, Magnoliopsida, Cornales, Cornaceae. The coding region runs from base 379 to 2085 and encodes 568 amino acids.